Penicillium pulvis is the source of this 1653-nucleotide messenger RNA. RefSeq names its product Arginine permease CAN1. The transcript is spliced from 3 exons. Lineage: Eukaryota; Fungi; Ascomycota; Eurotiomycetes; Eurotiales; Aspergillaceae. The record is from RefSeq and is a predicted model, not a curated record. Gene Ontology annotation, biological process: amino acid transmembrane transport. Gene Ontology annotation, cellular component: membrane. Bases 1 to 1653 code for a protein of 550 amino acids. Gene Ontology annotation, molecular function: amino acid transmembrane transporter activity.
AUGGGGUUCCUCAAAGCGACAGCGGUCAAAGAGCCUGAAAAAGAAGAGUCGCCCACUCCCCAACUUCCUAGACUUUGCAAUGAGCCCGACGAGGAAAACAAUUCCUUGGCCGGUCAAAGACAGGGCCCAGCUUUGAAGCGUAAGCUGAAGAGCAGACACCUUCAGAUGAUUGCAAUUGGGGGGACAAUCGGAACUGGCCUAUUCAUCUCCAGUGGCGAAGCCUUGGCCCAUGCCGGACCUGUUGGUGCUCUGAUCGCCUAUAUCUUCAUCGGCUCCAUUGUGUUCUCGGUCAUGACUUCCCUGGGAGAGAUAGCCACAUAUCUGCCCGUGUCUGGGGCAUUCACGUCCUAUGCCACCAGAUUGAUCGACCCUAGUCUUGGGUUUGCAAUGGGCUGGAUUUAUUGGUUCUCCUGGGCCAUCACCUACGCGCUUGAGUUGACUGCUACGGGUCUUAUUAUCCAAUACUGGGAUCCGACAAUCAACACGGCAAUAUUCAUCGCAGUCUUCUGGGUCGUCAUUACUAUUUUGAACCUGUUACCGGUGAACUUCUACGGCGAGAUUGAGUUUUGGCUCUCUAUUGCCAAGGUCCUGACAGUGAUCGGAUUUAUCAUCUUUGGCAUCUGCAUUGAUGCUGGUGCAGGGGAUCAAGGGUACCUCGGCUUCCAUAACUGGAUACAUCCAGGUCCAUUCGUCGAUUAUCUCGUUACACCAGGGCCCACAGCAAAGUUCGUUGGAUUCUGGGCAGUGCUCAUCCAAGCAGGAUUCUCUUGCCAAGGAACCGAGCUUGUCGGUUUGGCUGCAGGUGAAACUGAAAAUCCCCGGCAGACAGUGCCAAAGGCUAUUCGAGCAACAUUCUUCCGAAUCCUUCUGUUCUAUGUGUUCUCUGUGUUCUUCAUGGGCCUCCUUGUGCCAUCCGACAACGAGGAUCUUUUGUCAAGCUCUUCUAACGCAAGUGCAUCACCAUUUGUUAUUGCCGCCAAGUUGGCUGGUGUCGAGGUUCUUCCCAGUCUCAUCAACGCGGUUCUGUUGACUGUUGUGCUCUCUGCAGCCAAUUCCAACGUCUACAGCGGAAGCCGUAUGCUAAUCGGCCUAGCAAAUGACGGAUACGCCCCCUCUCUCUUCGCGAAGACGACAAAGGGGGGUGUGCCUUAUUUCGGAGUCGUGCUCACCGCAUUGUUCGGACUUCUUGGGUUCAUGAAUAUCUCGACCUCGGGCACAACGGUUUUCAACUGGUUGCUCAACAUUUCGACGGUUGCAGGGUUCAUUCUGUGGGCUUCGCUAAACGCAUGCCAUAUUGCUUUCAUGCGUGCAUUAAAGGCUCGGAAUAUCUCGCGCGAUUUCCUGCCUUAUAAAGCUCCGUUCCAGCCGUUUCUGGCCUAUUAUGGAUUGUUCUUUAACAUCCUUAUUUUGCUGACGCAAGGGUUCACGGCAUGGAUUCCUUCAUUUGACGUUGAAAGCUUCUUUGUGGCAUAUGUCAGCCUUAUCCUUUUUGCUGUGCUGUGGAUCGGUCAUAAACUGGUGUUCCGGGAUAGUUUUGUGUCUCCACUACAGGCUGAUCUCGACACUGGACGGGCUGAGAUUGAGAAUGAACAUUGGGAGGUGACGGUCCCAACUACAUGGUAUGGCAAGAUAUGGCACGGGAUUAAUGGUUGA